Panicum virgatum (switchgrass) is the source of this 2025-nucleotide messenger RNA. RefSeq lists its product as uncharacterized. Gene Ontology annotation, molecular function: ADP binding. The transcript is spliced from 4 exons. The coding region runs from base 1 to 2025 and encodes 674 amino acids. Lineage: Eukaryota; Viridiplantae; Streptophyta; Magnoliopsida; Poales; Poaceae. The record is from RefSeq and is a predicted model, not a curated record.
AUGUCGUGCACGGCGGGGCGGGCAGGGCGGCGUGGGGAUGCACAUGCCAAAGCGAAGGGAUGGGCCAGAGUUGUGGUGGAGGAGCGACGACGUGAGGCGGAGCGGGUCGCGCGCGGCAUCGAUGCUUGGGGCUGGCGUCGAGGCGGGGGCACCGGCGCGGUGCCACACGCGCAGGGGGACAGGGCGGUGGCGGUCGAGAGGCACGGAAGGGCAUCUAGGCGGCCAGGCAGGUCGCGCGACAUCGAGGCCAAGGUGGAGGGAUGGAGGGGGCGGCGGCUCGGAGACGGCGCGUCGGGGCUAAGAAGACGGUGCGACGGAAGCUCGAUCGGGAGAAGAAGCAACAAGAAGGGGAAGAAGGGCCUGGGGAUUAUACCCCAGCCUAAGCUGAUCUAUUACACUGUUCACAGACCCCAGUGCGUUUGGGAGAGAAAAAAUAAGGUUGGCUAUGGAAGGCUGGAAGCGACGGCGUUGAGCGUGGGCAAGUCCGUGCUGAAUGGAGCGCUUAGCUACGCAAAGUCCACCAUCGCGCAGGAGGUGGCUUUGCAGCUGGGCGUCCAGCAUGAUCAGGCUUUUAUCAAGGAUGAGCUCGAGAUGAUGCUCGCUUUCCUAAUGGCUGCGCAUGAGGAGCGAGAUGAGCACAAGGUGGUCAAGACCUGGGUCAAGCAGGUCCGCGAUGUGUCCUAUGAUGUUGAAGACUGCCUUCAAGAUCUAGCCGUUCGACUUGGGAAGCCGUCUCGGUGGUCCUUACUCCGGACGCUGAUUGAUCGGCACAAAGUGGCCACACGGAUGAAGGAACUCAGGGCCAAGGUUGAGGAUGUCAGCCAGAGGAACAUACGAUACCGUCUCAUCAAGGGCACUAUUGGCCCCAAGCCUGCAAUUAGUGUUGGGCCAUCAAGCACUUCUGAUGCAACAAUGUUUGGCAUUGAGGAAGCAAGGAGGCAGAAGGACAAAGCAAAAGUCGACCUCUCCCAACUGAUCAACGAUGGUAACGAGAAUCUUAUAGUGAUAGCCGUGUGGGGAACAGGUGGUUUUCUUGGUCAGACAGUCGUCAUCAAAGGAGAGUAUGACAAUCUAAAGAGAAGCAAGAAGUUCGAACUCUACGCUUGGAUCAGGAUUGUGCAUCCUUUCAAUCCACUGGAGUUCCUGCAUUGCAUUAUGAGGCAGUUCUAUGGAACUUCUUUUGAACAAGUGAAGAAGACGCAACAAAAGGCAAACAUCGGAGCUCAAGUUAUUAAGAAGAUGGGAGCCAUGAAGCAAGAUGAGUUGCUUGAUGCAUUUACUGAGCAUGUGAGUGAGAAGAACUAUCUGAUUAUGCUUGAUGACCUGUCCACCAUAGACGAGUGGGAUGCGAUUAAGGAAUAUUUUCCAAAUAACAAGAAAGGAAGCCGAAUCAUCAUAUCCACAGAGCACGGAGAAGUUGCAAGCCUAUGUGCUGGCCAAGAAAGUGUAGUGUCAGAGCUCAAGCAAUCAUCUGUUGAUCAGAGUAUUUUUGCUUCCUACAAUAAGGUUCUUCAAAGUCAAACCACAUUAAUGAAGCUAGGCUCUAGCUCAAGUGUAGUCAUACAUGGUGCUAACAACAUUGCAAUGCCGACAGAUCAGAUUCUUGAGAAUCAAUUGGUAGGCAACAAUGUGAAGAUGGUUAGAAAGAGCCUUACUCGUAUUGGGACAAUCUCAUGUGCUUUGAUGGAAUCUCAACUUGUGGGCCGUGAGAAAGAGAAAUCUGAUCUUAUCAAUCUAAUUUCAAAACAAAACGACCAGCAAUGUAAAGUGAUCUCAGUUUGGGGAAUGGGAGGUCUUGGAAAAACAACACUAGUCAAAGAGGUCUACCAAAACCAAGAGCUAAGUGGUUUGUUUGAGAAGCGUGCUUGCGUCACAAUCAUGCACCCAUUUGUUCUUGAAGAGGUCCUUGAGAGCUUAUUUAUGCAGCUAGAUGCAGAAUCCUCUAAAAGGAAAGGAAAUGUUGAUUUUGGGGCAGGCACUAGAAAUGCAAAGGAAGAGUUGGGUUAUGAGCACAACACUAACUAA